GUCUGUUUGAUGCCUUCGUUAGUAUUUGUUUAUUGAUUGCGAAAACGAGAGGCACACGAAACAGCAAACGUUGAAAAUGGUUUGGUCGUCAGCUCUACAAGUUCUUGCUCUCACCUUUGUUGCAAGUGCUGCCCCAGCUCCAGUUGCAGCACCACAUGCUUUAAUUCCUGCCUUUCUGUCCACGGUGAUGGAAUCCAGUGAACAGCUGGGCCUUUUACUGGGGGAAGAAUUAGAAGACAAAUUUGAAAAAGAUGAACUCGAUGCUCAGUUUGCACUUUUUCAAAAAAACCCUGAAUUAUUUAAGCUUCACAAAAAACUGGUGAAUAUUGAAUCCAUCAGUGGUAACGAAGUUUCUGUGUCAAACUACCUACAAAACUACUUGAGUCAGCUAGGACUUGGUUUGGAAUUAGCAAUAGAUGAAACUGGUAAGAAUAUUUACGCCUACGGAAGUGAAAAUGGUAGUACGAAAGUGCUGCUAACAUCACAUAUAGACACUGUUCCACCUUACAUCGAUUACUUUGUCCAAGAAACUGAAGAUGGUGAUGUGGAAAUCCAUGGAAGGGGCUCGUGUGAUGCUAAGGGAUCUGUUGCUGCGCAAAUCAUUGCAGCCAAAGAACUUUUAGAAGAUGGAAUAGUGACAACUGAUGAUUUAAGUUUGUUGUUUGUUUUCGCUGAAGAAGUUGGUGGUGCUGGUAUGAGAAGCGCCAACUCCUACCUAGUCGAAGAGGGUAUCAACUGGGAUGCGGUUAUCUUUGGAGAACCAACUGAGAAUAAACUUGCCACCGGUCACAAGGGUAUAUAUUUGGCAAAACUUGAGGUCUUUGGUGUUGCAAGUCACUCCGGUUAUCCAGACAUGGGUAUCGAUGCAGAUAAGAUCAUGAUCGAAAUAAUGCAUGAGUUGGAGACGUACAACUGGCCAACAUCGGAAUUAUUGAACUCGACUACUCUCAAUAUCGGUAUGUUUGGUGGUGGUACUGCUGGAAACGUCAUUUCUCCUUACGCAGAAUGCACCAUUUUAAUGAGAACUGCAGUCGACGCAGAUGAGAUCGAUACGAUUGUUCAAAGCAUCGUUUCCAAGCACGAGUCUAAAGCUAAAGACUUAAAGCUUGAUGUCCGAGUUACUGACGAUCCAGUUUCCUUAGAUUACGAGGUUGAUGGAUUUGAAACAAUUAUCGCCUCUUACUCAACUGAUAUUCCAAACUUAAAGCAGAGAGGUUUUAAAAGAUACUUGUACGGUCCUGGUUCAAUUUUAGUAGCACAUGGUGAUCAUGAAUACGUCACUGCAUCAAGUAUGUUGCAAGCCGUUGAAGAUUACAAGAAGUUGGUUCUGUACUCUUUGGGCAAAUAAACGUUCCGAUGAGAAGUAAAACCACUACUCGAGAUAUAAUUUAUAUAAUGUAACUCUCCAAAAUCAAUCUCAAACAAUGAAAGAGUAACAUAUCUACCUCGUUAAGAUUAUUAAAUGUUUUC
Molecule: messenger RNA, 1470 nt
Organism: Pichia membranifaciens NRRL Y-2026
Lineage: Eukaryota; Fungi; Ascomycota; Pichiomycetes; Pichiales; Pichiaceae
Exons: 1
Coding region: 77-1348 (423 amino acids)
Molecular function (GO): hydrolase activity
Source: RefSeq, a predicted model, not a curated record